This is a messenger RNA of Marmota flaviventris (yellow-bellied marmot), 3373 nucleotides long. Lineage: Eukaryota; Metazoa; Chordata; Mammalia; Rodentia; Sciuridae. The record is from RefSeq and is a predicted model, not a curated record.
GGGGGAAGGGCCGCUGGCAGGCAGAGGCGCCUAGGGGCGGGGUGGGAAGGAGGACCUGCCAACCCUGGGGUGUGGGACUGAGAGUGCGUGUGUGUGGUGUGUCCGCCAGAGAAGGAAGGUGGCGAAGGGAGGAGAGCCCGAGUGGGUGGAGGGAGGGGAAGGGCGGGAGGAGAAAAAGGUGGGCGGAGGGCCAGGUGGGAGGGUGGCGGCUCACUCAGGACCCGGCGGGGGCAGCGCGAUGAGGCGGGUGACCCUGUUCCUUAACGGCAGCCCCAAGAACGGAAAGGUGGUUGCUGUAUAUGGAACUUUAUCUGAUUUGCUUUCUGUGGCCAGCAGUAAACUCGGCAUAAAAGCCACCAGUGUGUAUAAUGGGAAAGGUGGACUGAUUGAUGAUAUUGCUUUGAUCAGGGAUGAUGAUGUUUUGUUUGUGUGUGAAGGAGAGCCAUUUAUUGAUCCUCAGACAGAUUCUAAGCCACCUGAAGGAUUAUUAGGAUCUCACACAGACUGGCUAACAUUAAAUGUUGGAGGGCGGUACUUUACAACUACACGCAUUACUCCUCCCAGGUUAUAGCAUGCAUCUUUUUGAGAGAACAGCUGAAAUCAAGUAUGCUCUUGACUUAAAUAUGUUUGUUUAUAAAGACACAUGGAGAAAUCAAUUUUUUUCCCUGACUUCUUAGGAGCACUUUAGUGAAUAAAGAACCUGACAGUAUGCUGGCCCACAUGUUCAAGGACAAAGGUGUCUGGGGAAAUAAGCAAGAUCAUAGAGGAGCUUUCUUAAUCGACCGAAGUCCUGAGUACUUUGAACCCAUUUUGAACUACUUGCGUCAUGGACAGCUUAUUGUAAAUGAUGGCAUUAACUUAUUGGGUGUAUUAGAAGAAGCCAGAUUUUUUGGUAUUGACUCACUGAUUGAACACCUAGAAGUAGCGAUAAAGAACUCCCAACCACCGGAGGAUCAUUCACCAAUAUCCCGAAAGGAAUUUGUUCGAUUUCUGCUAGCAACUCCAACCAAGUCAGAAUUACGUUGCCAGGGUUUAAACUUCAGUGGUGCUGAUCUUUCUCGUUUGGACCUUCGAUACAUUAAUUUCAAAAUGGCCAACUUAAGCCGCUGCAACCUUGCACAUGCAAAUCUCUGCUGUGCUAAUCUUGAACGAGCUGAUCUUUCCGGAUCAGUGCUUGAUUGUGCAAAUCUCCAGGGAGUCAAGAUGCUUUGUUCUAAUGCAGAAGGUGCAUCCCUGAAACUGUGUAAUUUUGAGGAUCCUUCUGGUCUUAAAGCCAAUUUAGAAGGUGCUAAUCUGAAAGGUGUAGAUAUGGAAGGAAGUCAAAUGACAGGAAUUAACCUGAGAGUUGCUACCUUAAAAAAUGCAAAGUUGAAGAACUGUAACCUCAGAGGAGCUACUCUGGCAGGAACUGAUUUAGAGAACUGUGAUCUGUCUGGGUGUGACCUUCAGGAAGCUAACCUCAGAGGUUCCAAUGUGAAGGGGGCUAUAUUUGAAGAGAUGUUGACACCACUACACAUGUCCCAGAGUGUCAGAUGAGAAUCUCAGGGGCUGGAGGAAGAUGUCUGAGAUGAAAAAUGUUCUCCUAAUCAUUUUCUUUCUCCACUCUCUCAGUUAUCUAGAAAAAAUAACACUGUAAAGGAAUUUAAAAAAAAAAAAAAAAGUUUAGAGGAUUAUGCUUGUUCUCAGCAGUGCAUAAGGGAGAAAUUGAAUUUUUUCCAUAUUCUGAUUUUAACAGAAAAGCACUCAUUUAAUAGUUGUAGGGAAACUUAGAUUAUAUUGCUGCCUUUUGAAUGGGGUAGGGAGAUAUGCUUGGUCUUAUGACCAGGAAUAUAGUAUCUAUUUUAUUUGCUUUUAAAUAGGCAUGAUGUGGAAAUCCAUCUUGGAUUAAGAUGCAUUUGAGAAAUUUAAUUUAUGAAAAGCACAACAUAUGCAACUAUAUUUAUUGAAUACCUAGAUGCAGUAUGGAUAUUUAAAUUGUUAAACUUUAUGAAAAGUUUGGAAAGGUUGUUCAGGUUUAUGAAUAGCUUUAGCAAUGCCUCCCCUCUUUAUGUACCUGUCACACUGUAUGAAUAUGGUGAGGUCAUACUCCCUAAGGCUCUCUUUUCAGGUUUAUUUUUAUAAUGUUUACUUUUAGAACAAAACAAUAGCUAAAUUAGAGAAAUAGCCUGUUGUUCCUAUUGAGGCAGAGAGGAAAGAUAUCUUUGUACAUCUUUAUUAUAUUGAAGAUUUAUUGGAACUCUCCAGUUGAAGGAUGAAUUUGCCUACAGUUACGACUUUUGAAUGAGCAUUCCUCAGAAGUUCAUUCUAGGCAAGUUCCACUCAACAUCAGACCAGGAGGUUCUGUCUAUUUAUACUACUAACCUAAUUUUCUCAGAUACAAUCAAUAUAUAAGCAUAGGAUGAUAUUUCAAAACCAAAAAACCAAGGUUCAUCUUUAAUAGCCACUUAAAUAAAAUGUCAAAUGGUUUAAAUUGGGCCAGCUUAAAAAUAGGUAUCAAAUCCAAAACUGCUGCAAUUAAGAGUAUAAAAUACAAAUAAAAAGGACAAAAUAACUUUUUAGAAGGCAAUAUAAUAUAAUUUCAGCUAAAAUCUUACAGUGGGAAACGAGGAUAUUUAAACUGGCUAUUUGAUUAAACCAUCAAAAGAAACUAAUAAAUAAAAAUAAAGGCAUUUGGAUGGCCUAAGAUAUUAAUCAGUCAGCACCUGUGGUUCUUUUACUUAUAUUUGCUGUUGUGUGUCUUUGGUUUUCAAAUUGUAACCCAAUUUUCCUGAGUCCUUUUCUUUCUGCCAUAGCAGAGUCAGGGCCUUUACUUCCCUCCCAAUACCCCAGUGUCCUUAUAUCUGCCCUAGAGCAGGGAUAUAAGCUGUGUCCAAAUGGGUUCUGAAUCCUGCUUACUCAUCAAUUUUAGGCAAUGAAUCAUUAAAAACCACUUCUGUCUCCUUUGGGAGAAGGACAUAUUUCAGUGUUUCCAUAGCUUACUCUUCUAUAUCUACAUAUGCACAGCUUUCCUUAACAGUAAAGGGCACAUAUGCACAGUGGGAGGAGAUCAGACCUUUACAGGUGAAGGAAAGCAACUUUAGAAAUGAAUUAUUUUCUUUGCUUUAUUAUUUUUACCAAGACAGAUAAGUAUUGUAUUGAGAGAUUCUAUUUUCAUAAUCAAUAUGUGCCUAAAUAAUAUUUAAAUCAUUUCACUCUAUACUAUAUUUUCAAUAAUUAUAGAAUGUGUUGUUCAUUCACUUAAGGGUACCUCUGUAGACAAACCUAAAACUGCAGAAGGUUCUGAAAGAAACCUGAAAAAACAUGGUGUUUUCAGAAACUGCAGGCUUGGGAUCUAAUGUAUACUGCAUUAAUAAAUGAUAUAAAACAAUGAAAA